UCCGCAACCGUUUGCAUUUCGCGCACGAACUGAAGUGUUGGUGAGCACCUGUAAAUCUAUCAGAUUCAAAAGAGUUGCACACUGAGCAGGCAACCAUGGCCAACCAACCAAUCGAUAUCAUAACAAAGGUUUUGGAGCAGUCAGCCAAGCUGGUGGAGGAGAAGCUGGAUGCGCAGUUGAGCAAACUGAAUGAAAUGGAUGAAGAUGAUUUGGAAAGACUUAAGGAAAGGCGAUUGGAGGCCCUUAAAAAAGCCCAGAAACAGGAGCAGGAGUGGUUGUCUAAAGGCCAUGGAGAGUACAGAGAAGUCCCAAGUGAGAAGGAUUUUUUCAGCGAGGUCAAAGAGAGCAAGAAUGUUGUCUGCCACUUCUACAGAAGUUCCACCUUCAGGUGUAAGAUCCUCGACAAACACUUGGCCAUCUUGGCAAAGAAGCAUGUUGAGACCAAGUUCAUCAAACUGAAUGUGGAAAAGGCCCCAUUUCUGACAGAGAGGCUGCGCAUCAAGGUCAUUCCUACGCUGGCCCUGCUAUUAGACGGAAAAACAAAGGACUAUGUGGUUGGAUUCACUGACCUGGGAAACACAGACGAGUUUCCCACAGACAUGCUUGAAUGGAGACUCGGCUGUGCAGAUGUUAUUAAGUACAGUGGUAACCUGAUGGAGCCUCCUACAGCGACGCAGAGGUCGGGCACAAAGUUCACGAGGGUGGAGAAGAAAACCAUCAGAGGACGAGCUUACGAUUCAGAUUCAGAUUCUGGAGAUGACUGAAAAGCAUCGACAGUCUUCCGGUUUUCUCUCUCAGGGCUACCUCAUUCAAAAAAGCCUAGCAGACAGCCCAUUUUAAUUUUUCCUCUGCCCUUCUCUCAGUGAUUUUACCUCACAUUUUCCAUAUUUUAAUGUACCAUAUCUCAAAUCAAGUGAUCAGUUAACAUUUUUGAUUGAGCCUUAUUUAAUAAAUUGUCUGCCAUGUUUUAUAUUUCAAUAACUACUUAAAGAGCAAGAAAACAUUACUCAUCUAAUUGUUGAGAAUCCAGUAUAUGUCACAGAAUCGUUGCACUAACCAUGUAUCAUCUAGCUCUUAGAUUCAUCUUAUUGUUUUUGAUUUUGUUUUGUUGGCUAAACCCUUAAAGCUUUGUCCUUAGUUAGAGGUGUGCUCAUUUAGGUAGUUCUGUUUAUUUCGUGUGUUUCCUUGUAACCGUGUGAGUCUGAUGAUGAACAGAAAUCUUGAUGCAUGAGUGCCAAGUUCAUCUUUUAGCACCAGAAUACAUUUUUACAUGACAUUUCCUUGUAGCAAGAAUUUGGCUUAACUAAUGCAGACUUAAUAAAAAGUAUAACAGGAAUUU
Messenger RNA from Chelmon rostratus (copperband butterflyfish), 1339 nucleotides. RefSeq names its product thioredoxin domain containing 9 (gene txndc9). The record is from RefSeq and is a predicted model, not a curated record. Bases 96 to 764 code for a protein of 222 amino acids. Gene Ontology annotation, biological process: microtubule cytoskeleton organization. Lineage: Eukaryota; Metazoa; Chordata; Actinopteri; Chaetodontiformes; Chaetodontidae. Gene Ontology annotation, cellular component: cytoplasm. The transcript has 5 exons.